Nematolebias whitei (Rio pearlfish) is the source of this 2791-nucleotide messenger RNA. It is a transcript of the gene sf1, whose product is annotated as splicing factor 1. Bases 140 to 2158 code for a protein of 672 amino acids. Gene Ontology annotation, molecular function: zinc ion binding; mRNA binding. The transcript is spliced from 12 exons. NCBI's taxonomy places the organism in Eukaryota, Metazoa, Chordata, Actinopteri, Cyprinodontiformes, Rivulidae. Gene Ontology annotation, biological process: regulation of mRNA splicing, via spliceosome. The record is from RefSeq and is a predicted model, not a curated record. Gene Ontology annotation, cellular component: nucleus.
AUGGUUUUCUGUUGUGCGCCAUUUUGAGUGAAUUGUUGGGAACGUUGUAUUUGUUCUGGCGCAGGCGUACGCGGUCCAACCUAAACAUCUCAGUGAACCAGCGUUUUGACGAACACAAAGCCAUUUUAGCUUAUUGGAAAUGGCCACGGGAGCAAAUGCAACUCCUCUGGGGAAGUUGCACCCAAGUAUCGGCGCUAAACGAGGAUUUGAAGCCGGGCCUGGUACAGGAGGAGGAGGCAACGGGCUGAUGCCGACACCGGGACCUCCGGUUUCCCUUCCUCCUCUACAAAGUUACCAGCCCCCAAUGCCAAAUUCACCUUUUGUUCCACAGCUCCAGUUCAACCCGGGCUUUUCGAGCCAGAUUCAACAGUCCAUGGUCGGGUCCGGGAUGAUGUCUCACGAUUAUGGCCUGAAGAAAUCCAGGAAAAAGAGUCGCUGGAGCAGCGAGACACCUGAUCAGAAGACUGUUAUACCGGGGAUGCCCACCGUUAUUCCCCCUGGACUCUCACGAGAUCAAGAGCGAGCAUAUAUAGUCCAACUGCAGAUUGAAGACCUGACUCGUAAACUGCGUACAGGAGACCUGGGAAUCCCUGUUAACCCUGAGGACAGGUCUCCCUCUCCGGAGCCCAUCUAUAACAGCGAGGGCAAAAGGCUAAACACCCGCGAGUAUCGCACCCGAAAGAAGAUUGAAGAGGAGCGUCACUCCCUUAUCACAGAAAUGAUAGCCCUCAACCCUGACUUCAAGCCUCCUGCAGACUACAAGCCUCCAGCCACCAGAGUCAGUGACAAAGUUAUGAUUCCUCAAGAUGAAUACCCUGAAAUCAACUUUGUUGGUCUGCUGAUCGGACCACGUGGUAAUACGUUGAAGAACAUAGAGAAAGAAUGCUGUGCUAAGAUCAUGAUUCGAGGAAAAGGUUCUGUGAAAGAAGGGAAGGUGGGUCGAAAAGACGGACAGAUGCUGCCGGGCGAAGAUGAGCCUCUGCAUGCGCUGGUCACUGCCAACACGAUGGAUAAUGUCAAGAAAGCUGUGGAGCAGAUUCGUAACAUCCUGAAGCAGGGCAUCGAGACGCCAGAGGAUCAGAACGACCUACGGAAGAUGCAGCUGAGGGAACUGGCCAGACUCAACGGCACCUUGAGGGAGGACGACAACAGGAUCCUUCGUCCCUGGCAGAACACUGAGCCACGCAGCAUCACCAACACCACCCUCUGUACCAAAUGUGGUGGAGCAGGCCACAUUUCCUCUGACUGCAAGUACACCAGCACGUUCUCUGCCCAGAGAGCCCCAGGUGCUGAACCCCCUCAGUCAGCACAAGACAAGGCUCGAAUGGAUAAGGAGUAUCUGUCCCUCAUGGCUGAGCUGGGGGAGGCCCCAAUUCCAUCUGGCGGGGGACACGUUGGGACUCAAGGAGGCGCUCCUCGAGCCUCUGGCCCGAACAGCAACCAGCCCCCACCGAACCGACCCCCCUGGAUGAGCUCUGGACCGACAGAGAACAGGAGCUUCCAGGGCAUGCAUGGAGGACCCACAGGCCCUGGAGGACCUCACAACUUUCCUCCUCCCAUGCCCAGCAUGGGUGGACCACCUAUGCCCCCUAACCCUAAUGGCCUGCCUCCACCUUGGAUGCAGCCCCCUCCACCUCCUAUGGGCCAGGGACCUGGACCACAUGGACACCCAAUGAAUCUGCUGCCCCCUCCAAUGAGCAUGAUGCCACCUCCACCUCCUCCACCCAGCAGCCAGCCCCCUCCUCCCCCCUCUGCUCCUCUUCCACCAUGGCAACAACAGGCUCCACCCCCACCACCGGCCAGCAGCAUGGCAACCAGCACGGCUCUACCCUGGCAACAAAAUACCACCACCACCACCUCCACCCCGGCCACAGCAACCCUGCCCCCGUGGCAGCAGCCCGCAGCCUCUGCCGCCCAGCCCCCGCUGCCCAUGGGAACCCCGUCCAUGGUACCGCCUCCUCCAGGCGUCCAGCCCCCGCUGCCUCCUGGUGCCCCCCCACCUCCCCCUCCGCCGCCUCCAGGCUCAGCUGGCAUGAUGUAUGCCCCGCCCCCACCACCCAUGGACCCUUCUAACUUUGUCAUGUUGAAUAUGGGGGUACCUGGCAUGCCACCGUUCAGCAUGCCUCCUGCCCCCCCUCCACCUCCCCCACAGAAUUAAUGCUGCCCCAGAAGUUCCCAGCAGAGCGUCGUCCAGCAGCUGUGUGCUCACAGACAGGAAGUCUGAGCAGAGCUGUGGUUUGAUUAGUCCACAUUCUUAUUGUUUCUGUUUUUAAAGUUGUGACUAACACACAGUCUGUGGGUAAAAACAUCUACCACUGCUUUUGAUCACAUGUCAGCCUUGCAGUUAUUUGUCAUGGUUCUUGUAAAUUUAAUAAAUCACUUCAUGAUUGAACUCUGAGUUUAAUGUCUGUAAUAAUUUGAUGAUUCAGACGUUAAACCUUUGACUGGGUCUGAGCUUGCAUGCUCCACGUUUAAUGCCUCCAGUUCUUUGAAGUGACAAAUUUAUACUUUUUUUUUUGUCUUAGCUUUGAGCUGAAUAUGAAAUAUUUUUGUAAUAAAUGUAUGCUAGUUCUGUAAAAUGUUAGUUCUGAGAUUGGUUCUUAUAAAAUUAGUAAAACUGGAGUUUUUCUUUUCGUUGCUGGCCUGAGUUUGGAAAAUGUUGAGGCCCGUGCAGUCUCUGUGUGGCCUCUGCAGGUGCAGCUGUUGGACAGAUGUUCAUGUUUUAGUAUGUUGUCUUGGCCUGAAUGAAGAGCUGUUGGUUAUUAAACGUAUCCAGUUCACCUUCUUGUCA